AUGCCGCCCAAUGGUCUCUACACCAUUCCGCGUCACCAUGGGUACGGGUAUAACGUAUCGCAGUCGCGCCAGACGUUCAGCACUACGGAUUUCGACGACGACGGUAAUGACAAGGAUGACUUUUCUACAGUAACCAAUUCAACGAAGAAACAUUCGCGUAGGAAAGAUCGAAAUUUUUGGAAAGAGCGAAGUGAAAAGAAGAAGCAUAAAAGCGAGAAGAAAUACCGCAAGCGAGAAAUCGCAGUCUCAGCCACUGGGGACAAGUCUGAAAAGGGACGCGAACUAAUCGGAACUAGUUUGGUCGACCAGGCUUCUCCGUCUGUCGCAGCUACUCCUACGAAGAGCGAUAAGAAGACGGACAACAUUAGUAAUAACCUACAAGUCUCGAUAAAGAAGCGAAAGCGGGCUUCAACAGUUGCCCCUGAGACAAAGUCACAUGUAAAGGGUGGGAGCACAGGAGGAUUCUUGGUUGGGGCUCACAUGGUUGAGGAUAUGAAGAAGAGCAUGAACGAAUUUGGCGGUGGAUUGCUCUCUGUGUCUCAGCCGGACUCGUCCGAUGCACCUACAAAUCGGCUAAUUAUGAUGGAAGCCCUUAGAAACCACAGUUACAUGCCUGAAGAGACAAGAGCAAGCCCCAGCGUUGGUACCGGUAAGGUUGAGGUAGGAGGGUUAAGAGGAAAGAAACCUAAGAGGAAGAGCGAAGAACUUACCAAAGGCAAGACGACUGGUGUUACACUAAACGCCAACGGUAUUGGAGGCUCCCCCAAUCUCAAGAUUCCUCGCAAGUCGCCGAUUCCCCUUCUUUCCUCAUCACAUAUUUCCUCAUUCAAUAUCGUAGCAAAGGCCGAGAAAAAGCGCAAUACUGCCCAUGACGUAUCGGAUGUAUUGGUGCCUGAGACACCCCCGACCUCAAUUGGCAAAGGGGUGCUUCCAAAUUUUCGAAAGACUCCCGUACCAUUCCCGUCACUUCUUCAAACUGGGAAUUCCGCCCCAAAGAAGAUCGAAGACCCACGGCUGAAGGAUAAACAUCACUCAUUUACUCUUGAGGAGAACACCAAUCUAUCAUCACAUACCUCUGUUAAGACGCCGAAGCCUCAUAAAGUACGUCGAAAGUCUGAGGCGCCAUUUCCUUUCACCCCAACGACGCUUGACAGAAUGAUCAAACCUCUCUCUGGGAGUGAGCCGAGACCGAGACUGCACUCGAAACAAUCCUCCCGAGCAUCUUCGGCCAUAGCUUCGCUUCCAUCUUCGUCCGAGUCGUCUGUCGACCUCCCGAAUGGAUAUGAGCGCGUUGGUAAGCCUUAUGCUCGAUCUGGAGCCGGAAUCGAUGCAUUCGUGAAACCUGAGAAGAGGAGAAGAAAAGCCCGCGAGUCCCAUGAAGAGGCGCCAUUCAACGUCUUCGCACAGAAGUUUGCAGAGGUGCAAAUUGCUGUGAACUUUUCUGAAGAGCAAGAAUAUCUCCACGAUUAUAUGGCCUGGCACCAAGCUAACAUCGCCGACGUGCCUCUUCCGUGCCUAGGUACUGCCAGCGGUUGCACGCCGAAGAAAGAGGAAAUCGUCCGUAUUGGAAAAGAGAAGAAUCUCAACGUAUUGGCUCUCCUUGAGAAGGACCAUGAAGAAAAUUCCUUAGGCGAAGCAACCAAACGCGUCAGACAGGCUGAAGGCUUCUUGAAAACAACUAUCCUUGCCAAGGUGCCAGUGCCUGUUGGUAGGAUCGAGGGGGUCUGGGCUUUGUAUUGCCCCCAAUAUGCAGAGCACCACUUUGAUCGUUACGGCUAUGGCAUGCGCACCUUUCACAUCUCUACUAUCGCUGGCUUCAAGAACCAGAAUGUGUUCACCGCGCGUCUUAGCAUUCCUCCACGACCGACGUCGUUUUCCUUACUCAGCUUUUCGCCGCCGCCGCAUGCGUCGUUCCGCACGAUGACCAUUCGGACAGCUGCAGAGGAAUACAAGAUGGAGCUUACAUUCCUAGGCAAUGGUUACUUGCAGCUAAGAGUUGACUUAAACUUGCUGCUGCGCGGGAAGCCAACGGAAAUGGUAGGUGGGAAGAAAGUGUGGAUGGAGUUUAUGGGAGUGCAUGAGAAGGCGCUACAGUGGGCUGAGAAAAGGGAUGAGCUUGAGGAGGCAGGCAGGAAGUAUUUCGCCAAGUAUGGAGGUGUGGAUGAUGAUUGA
Molecule: messenger RNA, 2172 nt
Organism: Lindgomyces ingoldianus
Lineage: Eukaryota; Fungi; Ascomycota; Dothideomycetes; Pleosporales; Lindgomycetaceae
Exons: 2
Coding region: 1-2172 (723 amino acids)
Source: RefSeq, a predicted model, not a curated record